This is a messenger RNA of Moneuplotes crassus, 747 nucleotides long. The record is from the annotation of a GenBank genome assembly. Lineage: Eukaryota; Ciliophora; Spirotrichea; Euplotida; Euplotidae.
UAUUGUUGAUGAGAGUUUAUAACUUAAUAAGAUAAUCAUGGAAUGUCCUAUCUGUUAUAUUUCUUAUGACGCGAAAGAUCAUACUCCGAAGCUACUGCCUUGUGCCCACACAUUUUGCCAGACCUGCUUGAACUCUCUGAAGGAAAGAUCAGAGAAAAUUUCAUGUGCAUUAUGCAAGAAGGAGUGGGUCAUGAAGAGUAAGAGGUUCAGAACCAACUUCGCACUUCUUGGCAUGAUCGAGCUUUGGAAUGACCAGAGGGAACGUCUCAGAAAAGCUGAAAGUCAGCUCAACAAAAUUUCUAUCCAGCAGCAACCUACUGGGACUAGGGGAGCUGAUAUAACUCUGCCAGAAGGAAAGAAAAGGGAGAAAUUGGUCAUUAAGCCAUCCAGGAUCAGAACCUCUCCAAAGAUGUCACGACAAGUUGAUCUCAAGUUUGGAUUCGGCGAUGGUGAUGGAUCUGAACCUCUGUGCAAUCAAGAACAAGAGCAAACUGAUAAGAAGGUUGUAAGGACCAGGCUGCCAAGGCCUCGAUCAAGAAAGAAGAUCAAUCCAAUAGGCUUGUAAUCUGUAUAGACCUUCUUGUUUCUGGUGUAAUCAUAAUUUAAAUCAUAGUGAUUUCAGAAGAGCUUUUCCUACCGAUCUCUGCUCUUCAGCAUUGAUUCUACGAAAUUACAUCUCUACGUACACCUUCCAACCUAGUAAUGAAUUUGGGCCCCUGGUGUUACGAUCUCUGUAUAGAAAGUUUU